AUGACGCCGACACCAGCCCUCCUUCGCCACGCCCUCCUGCUCGGGGCGCUCCUCUCCACUCCGCGACCGACACUCCAAGACAGCUCUGGGCCUAGCAUCAACGACGACGCAGUCUGCAAAUGGAAUCUCCGCAGCGGAGGCGCCUUCCCGCGCCUCCUUCCGAUCCGCGACUCCUGCCCUAAGCCCAUCGACACGCGCCGCAGUGGUAGCCAUGACGCAUCUCGGUCUCGGUUCUACCCAUGGUCAUACAAGCCGUAUUGUCUCCGGCCGGCCGACGUGCCCAAGGGCAGCUCGCCGAAGCUAUGCGUCUACACCUCGACACACUUCCGCGGCGGCCACGGCCUGUCCCUGCUCACGACGCCCGACCUCGCGGCCAGCCUGGCUGACUCGCUCGACGACUCCCUGGUCGACGCCAAGCUGCGUGACCACCCGGGCAGCUCGAUGGCGGCACCCGCUGUCCGGACGCACAGGUCUUACAUCGUGCGGGAGCUCCCUGGCCGAGGCAAGGGUGUGGUGGCGACACGCGACAUCGCAAAACUCGAGGUCAUCCACAUCGGGUACCCGGCCAUCGUGGCGCAGAUGGACUACACGCACCUUCUGAGCAAGGAGCAGGCGGCGGUGAUGCUGGAGAAAGCCGUGGGGCAGCUGCCUGCCGAACGGCAAGAAGAGAUCUGGGCGCUGGCGAGGAGCACGGGUGCGGCGGACCCGAUGACGGAUAUACUCAAGACGAAUAUCUUUGGGCUCGAGGUGGACGGUGUGUCACACAUGGGACUAUACCCGGAGGGCUCGGAGGCUGUGGCACACGUACUAAAUGGAACGGGCAGCACGUUUUGGCGCUCGUCGCCACGCACCCUCACCAUGGAGGUUGUCGCUAUGCGGGACAUCAAGGCCGGGGAAGAGAUCGUCCAUUCGUACGCCCCUCUUGGCAGCCCUUACGAAGAGCGCAAGAUGGUCCUGCACCAGUGGGGCUUCACCUGCUCCUGCGCCCUCUGCUCGCUGCCGCCGUCGGAGCGCGCCCGCUCGGACGACCGCCGCAACCGCAUCUGGGAGGUGUACGCGGACCUGACCAACUCGGCCGCGGCCUUGGGUAGGAAGGUCGUCGACGAGCGUGUCGAUGAGCUCAUGUACCUGGUGGACCGGGAGGGGCUCUGGCCGCAGCUCGUCGAAUACUACCAGGUCGCGGCGCGGGCCUACACCGCCCUGCGGGAGUAUGAUGUCGCGAGGGAGUAUGCGGAGAAGGCCGAGGCCACGUGGAUCGAGUAUGGGGGUGUGGACCAUGACGGUGCGGAGGACAUCCGGCAGCUAUGGGAAGAUCUACGGAGGGCCGAGAGAGGGGAAGCGUCCCAGGACGAUGUUUCCGAUGUCGAUCUCGAUGAUUUGGUGGAUUGA
This is a messenger RNA of Thyridium curvatum, 1389 nucleotides long. RefSeq lists its product as uncharacterized. The transcript has 3 exons. The record is from RefSeq and is a predicted model, not a curated record. NCBI's taxonomy places the organism in Eukaryota, Fungi, Ascomycota, Sordariomycetes, Thyridiales, Thyridiaceae. Bases 1 to 1389 code for a protein of 462 amino acids. Gene Ontology annotation, molecular function: protein binding.